Canis lupus familiaris (dog) is the source of this 1801-nucleotide messenger RNA. RefSeq names its product glutamyl-tRNA amidotransferase subunit C (gene GATC). The record is from RefSeq and is a predicted model, not a curated record. Bases 70 to 480 code for a protein of 136 amino acids. Lineage: Eukaryota; Metazoa; Chordata; Mammalia; Carnivora; Canidae. Gene Ontology annotation, cellular component: mitochondrion; glutamyl-tRNA(Gln) amidotransferase complex. The transcript is spliced from 4 exons. Gene Ontology annotation, biological process: mitochondrial translation; regulation of translational fidelity; glutaminyl-tRNAGln biosynthesis via transamidation. Gene Ontology annotation, molecular function: glutaminyl-tRNA synthase (glutamine-hydrolyzing) activity.
UGAUGUCGUCACUCAAAAGUGCGUCGCUCGGCUUUACGUGAGGACGCCCUACGGCGACCGAAGAGAGAAAUGUGGGCGCGGGCGGUGAGGUUUGGCCUUCGGUCCUGGGUGGCCUGGCGCCGGGGUUUCACCUCUAAGGCAGAUCCUCAGGGUAACGGCCGGGUCUCGGCCCAGGUGAUCGAGCACCUGGAGCGUCUGGCGCUUGUGGACUUUGGCAGCCAAGAGGCCGUGGCACGGCUGGAGAAAGCCAUCGCCUUUGCCGACCGGCUCCGCGCCGUGGACACGGGUGGGGUGGAGCCCAUGGAAUCUGUACUGGAGGACAGAUGUCUGUAUUUGAGAUCUGACAAUGUGGUAGAAGGCAACUGUGCUGAAGAACUACUACAAAAUGCCCAUCGAGUUGUGGAGGAAUAUUUUGUGGCACCCCCAGGUAAUAUCUCUUUGCCAAAGCAGGAUGAGCAAGAGCCUUUUUCAUACAACUGAGUAGCUAUUCUGGGAAGGGGUACCCUGUGAACAUGUGGAAGCCCAAAGAUAGUAUUUUUGUUACUGUGAACAGGAAUAUGCCCACUUUCUUCAGUCACCUGAAAAAAACUGUUAAGUAUUUUUUAAUAACUAACUCUCUGAAGACAGAAUUGGGAAAUAUCUAGCCAAAACAAGGCAAUGAGUUCCUGCUGCUACUGGAUUUAAGAGGUAUUGUUACUUUCCGAGGAAGUGGAUCAAGUAUUUUAUUCACAGACUGUUCAGUGUAUAAGAUGUUCUCCUUCUUUAUCUCUUCCCAGACUACCAAACUGCACUUAAAUGAAUUUUUCUAUUGAUGUAACUAUAGACAAUGCAUCUGAUCACUAUGUGAAAAUCUGUGUUGUACUUUUUAGUUGCUAUUUCUAUCAAUCCAAGAAACCUUGUAUCUUUACUAAACAAACUCGAAUUUGUUCCUGGGUGCCCACUUUGUUCCCAGCAGAAGGCUAACUUUCUCCUAAUAUCUGAAGAGUAUUCAAAGUAGACUCUACAGCUUGGCAACUCCUAACCUACAAUCAUCCACUAUCCCACAAAAUGAUUACAUGCGAAAGGGAUACUAGCCACAGCUACAGUUUUUCUGAAAAGAACUUAUGACAAAAACAGCCCUGGGGUAGCUAACAGUGCUAUGUUGUACACUAAAAAUUUGCCAAGAGAGUAGAUCUUAUAUUAAAUGUUCUUAACACAAAUCUUAAAGAAGUAAGGAGGAAAGUUUGGGAGGUGAUGGAUAUGUUUAUAGCCUUGAUGGUGGUGAUGCUUUCAUGGGUAUACACUUAACCCCAAACUCACUAAAUCGUAUACAUAAAAUAAGUACAACGUUUUACAUGUUAAUCAUAAUUCAAUAAAGUGGCUUUUUAAAAAAGCCCCAGGGCCUGGAACACAGUAGCUUCCCCAUCUCCGCCACGAUUACUAAUGGAGUAGAAUCUAAGAGUUUUUUGGUUUGUUUUGUGUUUUAAGAAAGCUCAAAUACCAAGGAUAAGUGAAACAGAUUUAGGGGUAAAAGUGACAGAACCAAAAUUUAAGCAUAUUUUUUCCCCUCCAAACUGCCACAGUGGGUUUUAAGAGUCUUCCAAUGAUCUUUAUGCUACUGGUGACUUUACAGUCUAUUUUAUUCUUAUAUUCCUUUACCCUAUCUUAAAUGCUCCCUCUUCUUUAAGGCAGCUUCAUUUAUAAGCUUGGCUUUGCAUUCUAAGAUAACCCUGAGUGACUCUUGGGAUUGAGAUUCUCAAAUUACUGUCACAGCAACUGUCUUUGUUCCCAAAUAAAGUUAUCCAUUCCUGCUCCUUACCAA